This is a messenger RNA of Colletotrichum karsti, 2289 nucleotides long. RefSeq names its product ankyrin repeat-containing protein. The record is from RefSeq and is a predicted model, not a curated record. The coding region runs from base 1 to 2289 and encodes 762 amino acids. The transcript has 2 exons. Lineage: Eukaryota; Fungi; Ascomycota; Sordariomycetes; Glomerellales; Glomerellaceae.
AUGAUUUUUCUGACAACCAACUCACUCGACUUCGUGCACCUCCCAAAUGGCGCCGAGGCACCCUACGCAGUUCUAUCUCACACCUGGGGCCCAGAGGAAGUGCUUUACAAGGAUCUCGUAGCGGAUAAGGAGCAGGCAAAGCAGAAGGCCGGGUUCUCCAAGGUACGCGAGGCAUGCCGCAUCGCGCGCGGUGAAGGGCUGCAGUACAUCUGGAUCGACACAUGCUGUACGGACAGAGCCGACGCCAAGGAGCUCGACGAGUCGAUCAACUCUAGCUUCCGGCUGUUCAGGUCUGCUGCGCUCUGCAUCGCUCACUUAUCCGAUGUCGACCUCCCGACGUUGCCCUCUCUCACCUUCCCGGUCAUCACUGCGCUCGACGGUCAACACACUCAUCUGAGGCACAGCAGGUGGUUUACUCGAUCAUGGACGCUCCAGGAACUCAUAGCUCCCACUCAUCUUGCAUUCUACUCUCGCCGAUGGGAAUACUUGGGGAGACGGUCCCAGAUAUCGUCAUUGCUGUUCGAGAUAACCGGCAUCGACCCCUACGUUCUCGAGGGGGGCAGUCUGGCCAACGUGUCUGUCGCUCGGAGGAUGUUGUGGGCCGCAAGCCGGAAUGCUACGAGGUUGGAAGACCUGGCGUAUUCGCUAAACGGACUCUUUGAUGUGGCGAUACCCCCGGAAUACGGCGAAGGCGACGCGAAAGCAUUCUUACGCCUUCAAGAAGCGAUCUUGAUGAAGAUCAAGGACCCUUCGAUAUUCGCCUGGAGGGAUGACUGGGCCGAGAAGUACUCAACCUGGGAUAAGUGUGAGGAGCUCGUGAAAUCACCACACCUCAGGGACUUUCUAGCCAAGUCUCCCGCGUACUUCAGUCAUGUGGGACCUCUGUUCCCGCCGCUCGGGGUCCAGAACGAGGGAUUGGGUCAGGAGGAAGACUUGGAUGACUGGGACACAAGUUCCGUGGCUUCAUUCGAGUCCUCGUCGACCCUAGUCGGAUCCGCGGCAUCAGGCCCGGCACAGUCUGGUCUCAGUAAAGCAAUAUCGUUUCUUGUCAAUAACGAGAAGUUGAUCCCGCUGUUCGUGGCAGCCGUCCACCAACAGGGAGUAGGGACUUCCGAUCGACUGCGAAGGAAUCUAGCCCGUCUAUUAAGGCGUCUUGGACAAGAGCUGGUGAUUGAGGCAACGACGAAAGAGGAAACUCAAUCCGCGGUCUUUUUGCGGCAAUAUCGAGUUCCUAUCGCCUCGGCGGUUACCAUGAGAGUAUCUGAGAAAUAUCUCAAGCCUGUGAUUCUCCAGCCUUCUGAAGAGUCAGGUAUGUCUGAAGAGAAGGACGCGCCAGUUACCGCUAUAGGAGCCGAAGUGCAGAAAAACGACCUUGAGUUGGACGAGGAAGACGAAGCCGAGAACGGGGAGGUAGAGGACAGCGAGCCCACGCAGGGGGGGAAAGAAGAAUCGGCAGAUGUUGAUUUUGGCAACAUCAGCACCUUCAUCCACAAUAGCUUUGCCUUUGAGAAGAUGGCUAGGGCACUCUCUGAAUUUGUUAAUCCCACCUUCCAUUCGCAGGCUGCCAAGAUGGUUACCAAGAUACUGGAGGGGAAGGACAUGAGUGACAGCUACUGGGGGGCAAUGAGGACGAAAAUGCAAGUCAUACUGACCGAGCUGAAGGAAUCACGACCGGAACGCAUACUCGUUGAUGUGGAAAGUACACCGACGAGAUUGGAUCGAAUCCAAGUAUGGCUUGAGACCAUCUCUGGAGAGAAUUGGGACUGGCGGCCUCUACCAUCCCCCAAACAUAAGAUGAGCUCAUCCGAGGUCAGAGUUGGUUGGCAAUGUUUCCGGAGGUUCCAGGGUGGUAUUGCACACCUUGGCCUUGGACUACCCGAACCCGACAAGAAAGACUACUACUUCUAUCCCCGGCCCGCGCAGCACGACCCGCCAGUGUCACCGGAGGAGUUCCGACACAUCUACAACCAAAUACUUGAGAAGACACAGGAGUUACCGUAUGACAGCGCUGACGGGGUCGACGACACGGUGGACUGCAUACCACAGCGGUACCUCUAUCUCAACGAGAGAGGUAAGGCGAGGGAGCAGUUCUGGGGUCUUUACGUACAAGAACGGCGCUCGGCUCUCAUGACUUCGGUCUACAUUCUCCUCUGCCUGUCCCCUUUCCUUAUAUUCUGUGUUCUAUAUCUACUCGGUCUUAUCGAGGGAGAUUUGCAGAACGCAACGACACCUCUGGCCCUAGCGCUCACGGCUCUCGGGCUGUUCCUAGGGUCCAUGAUCAAGACAUAG